UUUGACGCAAAGUAAAACAAGGGAAAGUUGUUUUUUAACGAUCCUGGAAUAGUCAAGUUGAAACUUGUGUUUGUGAGAUAAUUUUACAUUUCCAAGCAAAUAAAUAAUAUAAUUCGAGUGACGUAUUUCACAAUUGACAGAAUAUAGUGGUACGAGACGAUAGUCAAAUUAUAAAGUUUUGGAGCAAAACAAAGGACAUGAGAAUUAUUAUAUAUAGUUAAAUGUUUCGGUGAUAGUGUAGUUUUAUAAGUAAGUGCUUUUGAAGAGUCAUAAUGUCCGCUACAGCAUCAGCAGUUACUGCCACUAUUGAAGAAGAUGCCGACGAAUGCGGACCACAACUAAUCAACAAACUAGAGGGUAAUGGCAUAACAUCUGGCGAUAUUAAAAAGCUGGAAGAAGCUGGUUAUCACACAGUUGAGUCAAUAGCCUAUGCUCCUAAGAAAUGGCUGAUCACAAUAAAAGGCAUAUCAGAAGCUAAAGCUGACAAGAUACUGGCCGAGGCAUCUAAGCUAGUGCCCAUGGGGUUCACCACUGCCACAGAGUUUCAUCAAAAAAGAUCUGAAAUAAUUCAACUGACAACAGGAGCUAAGGAGCUUGAUAGAUUACUAGGUGGUGGUAUCGAAACGGGCUCAAUCACAGAAAUAUUUGGCGAGUUCAGAACUGGGAAGACUCAAAUAUGUCAUACUUUAGCUGUAACAUGUCAGCUGCCCAUAGAACAGUCAGGAGGGGAAGGUAAAUGCAUGUAUAUAGACACAGAAGGGACUUUCCGACCAGAGCGCUUAUUGGCUGUGGCGCAGCGUUACGGCAUGGACGGAGCGGCAGUAUUAGACAAUGUGGCGUAUGCUCGCGCUUACAAUACUGACCACCAAACUCAGCUGCUGGUACAGGCGUGUGCUAUGAUGGCGGAGUCCAGAUAUUCCUUAAUAAUCGUGGACAGUGCAACAGCUCUAUACAGAACCGAUUAUUCAGGCCGUGGUGAGCUCAACUCGAGACAACUGCAUCUUGGUCGAUUUAUGAGAAUGCUGCUCAGGUUAGCCGAUGAGUUUGGCGUAGCAGUAGUAAUUACAAACCAAGUGGUAGCACAAGUGGAUUCCGUGGGAGUUUUCAACGCUGACACGAAGAAGCCGAUAGGUGGUCACAUAAUUGCGCACGCGUCGACGACACGCCUCUAUCUGCGGAAGGGGCGGGGCGACAACCGAGUGUGCAAGAUAUACGAUAGUCCUUGUUUACCAGAAACAGAAGCCAUGUUUGCUAUCAGUACUGAAGGGAUUACUGAUGCUAAAGAAUAGAAAUAAAGAUUUUACUAAGUAUUUUUUUCUGAGCCCUAUUUAUUAAGACAUAAUGCGCUAUCGUACAGAUGUCUUGUAACUGUAAAACACGGUUCUAAUCAUCUCCCACCUAAAUUAUAUGGGAGACCUGCAAUAUAUUUAAAAAAAUCAUUUCGUUUGGUCUGUCUUCUGGUAUAAUCUCAAUAUUUCUCUCAUUGGAUUCAUGUUAUUUGAUAACUGUUUAAUAUGCCAUAAGAAAUUUAGGCGUAAUAAGUUAAAUAAAACUUGGAAAUAGGAUAUUUUACAAUGUUCAUUUUUCAAAAUUUCUCAGUACAUUUUAUCCACUGUUAUUUAUUUUAUAUUCCUACUUUUAGUGUCAUGUGACUUGAUAAUAAUAUUUUGGUGCCUUAUUAACUAAGAAAUUAACACACUGACUCAUUGUAAAAAAAACGAUCACAUUUAUGAAUUCAAUAAAACCAAAUUUAUAUAAUAAA
Molecule: messenger RNA, 1762 nt
Organism: Trichoplusia ni (cabbage looper)
Lineage: Eukaryota; Metazoa; Arthropoda; Insecta; Lepidoptera; Noctuidae
Gene: spn-A
Product: DNA repair protein RAD51 homolog 1
Exons: 6
Coding region: 273-1289 (338 amino acids)
Biological process (GO): mitotic recombination; chromosome organization involved in meiotic cell cycle; mitotic recombination-dependent replication fork processing
Cellular component (GO): condensed nuclear chromosome
Molecular function (GO): single-stranded DNA binding; ATP hydrolysis activity; double-stranded DNA binding
Source: RefSeq, a predicted model, not a curated record